Molecule: messenger RNA, 564 nt
Organism: Gloeophyllum trabeum ATCC 11539
Lineage: Eukaryota; Fungi; Basidiomycota; Agaricomycetes; Gloeophyllales; Gloeophyllaceae
Exons: 2
Coding region: 1-564 (187 amino acids)
Biological process (GO): intrinsic apoptotic signaling pathway
Cellular component (GO): mitochondrion
Source: RefSeq, a predicted model, not a curated record
AUGCAGUCCUCUGCACGACGCCUCUCUGCGCCGCUGGCCCGCUGCUCAAGGCGGCACAUCCACUGCUCUGCCUCCGCUCGAGACCUCGUCGGGCCCCCCGACCCAGUCUCCAACCUGCGCCCCGUCUACUACGACGACCCCCUUCCCGCCCCCGAGGCGAAACCACGCCCAAGACUGCGCCAUCCGUACUCGCUCAGGGAGUUCUCCGACCCCGACGUGUCGACCGCGGAGCCGAGCAUCCACGACCUCGAGCUGCAGUACAAGCUGCUGAGGCAGCAGACGGACGCAUUCAACCAUGCGUUCUGGACAGACAGCAACCUCCGGUUUGAAUCUGCCAAAGCCACCAUCCUGCAGAGCCUCCCCUCCUCCAGCACGCCCACCGACCGCGACACCGCUCUCACCCACUUCUACCAGCAAUGGCUCAACCAGGAGUCCGCGCGGCAGGAGGAGUACACCGCGGAGUGGCGGCGGCGCAACUGGGACGGCAUCGUCCUCGCCGCCCGCCUCGAGUACGCCAAACUCAAAGCCAAGUUCUCCGGCGCGGGCGCAGAUUCGGACGCAUGA